Synchiropus splendidus (mandarinfish) is the source of this 1212-nucleotide messenger RNA. It is a transcript of the gene tmem147, whose product is annotated as transmembrane protein 147. The transcript has 8 exons. The record is from RefSeq and is a predicted model, not a curated record. Lineage: Eukaryota; Metazoa; Chordata; Actinopteri; Syngnathiformes; Callionymidae. The coding region runs from base 93 to 770 and encodes 225 amino acids.
AUUUGGGUGAUGAACUACUGCUCUCUUCCGGUUGUCAUUCGCCGACUGUCGUGGCUUUUCAGUUCGGACGUGCUGUCAAGAGGCCCGACAUCAUGACUCUAUUCCACUUUGGAAACUGCUUUGCUUUGGCGUAUUUCCCCUACUUCAUCACAUACAAGUGCAGUGGCCUUUCAGAAUACAAUGCGUUCUGGAGAUGUGUCCAGGCCGGAGCUACAUACCUGUUUGUUCAGCUGUGCAAGAUGCUGUUUCUUGCCACAUUUUUCCCAACCUGGGAGGGCGGAGCUGGAGUUUAUGAUUUUGUUGGGGAGUUCAUGAAGGCGACUGUGGACUUGGCUGACCUGCUGGGCCUCCACCUGGUGAUGUCGCGCAAUGCUGGCAAGGGUGAAUACAAGAUCAUGGUGGCGGCAAUGGGCUGGGCCACAGCCGAGCUUGUCAUGUCCAGGUGUCUCCCCCUGUGGGUGGGAGCCAGAGGCAUUGAGUUCGACUGGAAAUAUAUCCAGAUGAGCUUUGACUCCAACAUCAGUUUAGUUCACUACAUCGCGAUGGCUGCAGUCGUGUGGAUGUUCACUCGCUAUGAUCUACCCAAAAGCUUCCGUCUUCCUGUCACUGUGCUGUUGGCGCUCUGUGUCUACAAGUCCUUCUUAAUGGAGUUGUUCAUCCACGCCUUCGUCUUGGGCAGCUGGACGGUGUUGCUGGUGAAGGCCGUGCUGACUGGUGCCAUCUCCCUGUGCUCACUCUUCCUCUUCGUCACGCUGGUCCACAGCAACUAAGUCACACCAAGUCAUUACACGGCGAGCCGAUCCACACCUCAGGUCCUUGUUGUUUUUGAGGGAGAAUCUGGGCAGCUUUAAAACAUGAACAGAAGAAAUGCGUUCUGUGGAUGUUCUGGUUUGGUUUCCCUGGCAGAUGUGAUGGACCAAAAACGACUGGAGUCUCUGGAGGAAGUAUUCUUCUCAUCUUAACUGUGUUUAUUGAGAGACGGAGAAAUGGAUUUGUAACCAUAGACUGUCCAGAAACUAAACCCAUUUUCUAUCUUUUUUUUCUAUUAAUGAAUGAUGUCUAUGAAGUCGGAUCUAUCAAUUUAUUUAUACACCAGUAUAGAUAUUAACUGUAGUAAACCCUAUCUGUCAUCGGUUUUAAUGAAACAAUUAUUAAAAUAUUCUGUCUGAAAUUCUGAGUUACAGUGAGAUCAAUAAAUAUGAAUGGAAUGAG